This is a messenger RNA of Gracilinanus agilis (Agile Gracile Mouse Opossum), 937 nucleotides long. It is a transcript of the gene IDNK, whose product is annotated as IDNK gluconokinase. NCBI's taxonomy places the organism in Eukaryota, Metazoa, Chordata, Mammalia, Didelphimorphia, Didelphidae. Gene Ontology annotation, cellular component: cytoplasm. Gene Ontology annotation, molecular function: gluconokinase activity. The coding region runs from base 1 to 642 and encodes 213 amino acids. The record is from RefSeq and is a predicted model, not a curated record. The transcript is spliced from 3 exons.
AUGCCUGUAGACAGUUUGGGCAUUGGUCACGGGAGUGUCCUUCGAAGGAAAGACCACCCUCGUCUCCGUGCCCAGCCAGUGGACGAUGGGGACACUGGAAAUGUCAGUGUCCCUCCUGGCAGAGACCCCGACAACCCAAGAGGCAUCCCCCUAUCUUCCAGUCUCCUGGAGACUCGGAAAAGGGGUGCCCGAGGGCAGGCUUGCUCCCAGUUUCCCUCACAAUGGCUGAACCCAGAGUUAAUCUUGAGGUGGAAGGACAGGAUUCCAUGGCUUUGCAACUUGCAUGACAUUUUAUUGAGAAAUGUGUCCUCAGGUCAAAGUGUGGUCCUUGCCUGUUCUGCUUUAAAGAAAAUGUACAGAAACAUCUUAAGGAGAGGAGAAGGUGCUGCAACCCAGACAUAUGAUGAGCCAGGAGAGAAAGAAGAGCUGAAGCUCCUUGUGGUUUAUCUGAAUGGAUCUUCUGAAGUGAUCUCUGCCCGUUUAGCCAAAAGAAAAGGACAUUUUAUGCCACCUGAGUUGCUCCAGUCACAGUUUGACACUCUGGAACCCCCAUCAGCCCCAGAAAACUUUCUGUCUCUUAGUGUGGACAGACAUAUCUCAGAAAUGAUUCCUAUUAUUGUGGACUAUGUAAAAAUUAAAUAAGAACCCUUUUGGAGCAAUCAUCGGAUCUGAAUUACACAUAAUCAUCAUGUCAAAUCCCCAAAUACAGUCCUAUUUAUAAACAUUUUUAAUCUUCUCCUCUGCAUGUCAAUCUUAGAAUGUACUGGAAGCUGCUUAGUAUGCCUUUCCAAAAAAUAUCACAAUUGUUUCCCAGAGCAUUUUCUCCUCCUUCUGACACCUGCUAAUCAAACCCUUCUUUGUAAAAAAGAAAAAUUGGGUGAAACUCAGCCAACAAAGUGACUAUAUCAGAUAGUAUAUGCAACAUUGCAAACCCAGA